Messenger RNA from Haliotis rufescens (red abalone), 4425 nucleotides. Its product is annotated as thyrotropin-releasing hormone receptor-like. The record is from RefSeq and is a predicted model, not a curated record. Gene Ontology annotation, biological process: G protein-coupled receptor signaling pathway. Gene Ontology annotation, cellular component: membrane. Bases 156 to 1364 code for a protein of 402 amino acids. Lineage: Eukaryota; Metazoa; Mollusca; Gastropoda; Lepetellida; Haliotidae. Gene Ontology annotation, molecular function: thyrotropin-releasing hormone receptor activity. The transcript has 3 exons.
UUGCUUCGCAGCCACUAGUCGCUCCGGUGUGUGGGAGCGAGCAUUCAGCAGAUCAGAGCUUCAUUCAACUCCAGACACUUCGAUAGUUACAGGGAAGCUCAUCGCUGUUCUCGCCAGAGGAUGACUAGCAGUAACGUAUACGAGCAACCCAGCACAUGGUGAUGGAGAUGGAGGGACGGGUCCAAGGGUCCUACCAGGCGACCUUUAAUCACAGUUUUCCCAUUAACCAGACCCCGACCGACUAUUCGGUCCACCACUCGGAUAUGGACCAAAAUGAGUCUCUGGAUGCCAACUCAACCAAGACCCUUGCUCUUCCUAUGUACUAUUCCGCUGAUUUUAGGAUUAUAGCAGCAACAUUAAGUGCCAUCGUGUUCAUCGUUGGCUUUGUUGGCAAUACGUUGGUAGUGAUUGUGAUCGCGCGUACACGGAGCAUGCAUACCACGACAAAUUGCUACCUUCUGAGCCUCGCAGUGGCCGAUUGCAUUGUCCUGCUUUCGGCAACUUUACCAUCCAUUCCGGAACCUUUCUUUCAAGUAAACGAAUGGCCCUUUGGAAGGGCUCUGUGUUCAAUUUUGAUAUUUUUUCAGUAUGUUGGAGUAAAUGCCUCGUCGUUGUCAAUCACUGCGUUCACUAUCGAGCGUUAUAUUGCGAUAUGCCACCCCAUGAGGGCUCAAACUAUUUGUACGGUGUCCCGAGCCAAACGGAUCAUAGGCUGUCUAUGGCUAAUGACUCUGACGUACUGUUGUCCAUGGCUGGGGCUCACGGAUGUGCAGUCCAUCCAACAGUUGAAUGGACUUACAAUUGAAAAAUGUGACUUCCGCUUGCGACGAGACUCGUACCUUGUCUAUUACAUGACAGACCUUAUUAUUUUUUAUGUCAUUCCUUUCAUCAUUGCCGCUGUGCUCUACUGUCUGAUUGGGAGGAUAUUAUUCAUAAGUACUUUACCUAAAAACCUGGAAAGGAAUGCUCGCAAUGGGUCUGACUGGAGCUCUAAACGACACACUAAUUCCAGGGUACAGGUAAGCCGAGAGGUGGUGCGGAUGCUGAUUGUUGUUGUUUUCGUCUUCGCCACGCUGUGGAUGCCAUACAGGGUGAUGGUGGUCUAUAACUCGUUUGCCAGUAAGCAGUACAUGGAUCUGUGGUUCCUCCUAUUUUGUCGAACCAUGGUGUACAUCAAUAGUGCCAUUAAUCCAAUCCUCUACAAUGCCAUGUCGGUCAAGUUCCGUCGUGCCUUCAAGAACCACUUGUGCUGUGGUUGGCUCGACGUCUCUGUGAAAAUGAAGGCAAAUGAAGCGUUGAUGUUUGACCUUUUUGACCUUCGACCUUUACGCAGCACACCGCCAAAGAGAAAAGUUCAAACAUGACGUAUGAACCUUCUACAGGGACGACCUCGACUACAGCAUAUACAGCGUAACAUGAACCCUGCGGAAAAAAAGAACUGUUUUGGUUAAUGUCUCAUCUUAAUAUCAGAUGAAAGCCAAACGGGAUGCGGAUCUCAGACGUGUUCCUUCUGGGAAGCCACAACAGAUAUACUGGAAAUAGUAGAAGGGUCAUAGUCGGAGCAAAACCUUGGAUUCGAACUCAUGACCAACGGAAUAUGUCCAAACUGACACCGACAUAAGGGUGCCAAGCUGUAUGCGGCGCAUUUGACCACGAAACCAUUUGAAUCAAGACAGACCAACAUGAAGCCAGGCUAAAUAGAGGCUUGCGCAAGAGUGAGUGAGUGAGUGAGUGAGUAUGGUUUUACGCCGCUUUUAGCAAUAUUCCAGCAAUAUCACGGCGGGGGACACCAGAAAUGGGCUUCACACAUUGUACUCAUGUUGGGAAUCAAACCCGGGUCUUCGGCGUGACGAGCGAACGCUUUAACCACUAGGCUACCCGACCGCCCCGGCUUGCGCGAGAGACGGUAUCUAUUUUGGUAUGGUUAACUGUAUUUACUGAUAUAGGUAUGUGUCUUGAAGAUAGAAGACUGGGAUCUGUAACUUUAUAUCCCCCCUUGUCCCGACUAAAGGCACGUGAAGAACAUAAUAGUACUGAGCAUCCAUUGGGGCAUUGUGUUCAACGCUAUAUUGAACCGCAGUGGGUAUGUAGCACUGUAUUGAUUAUGCCCCUAAUAAAGUAUAUCUGUUACGAAGCUGAAGACAAUAAAACAUUCCAGACACAGCCUGUGAGAAGAUGUAGCAAGGUUGGUUUCAUAAUAAUCUAAUUAUGUGAUAUUCAAGCAUCAUGUUUGAAGACUCCAUUUUCGGCAAGCAUUGGUCAUUGCUCAAUAUUCAUUUUUUCAAGUGAUUAAUUCUGGUACACUUGUCAUUGUUUUCAUUUUAAAGUUAUUUUUUCAAAUAUCUCACACAUUAAUAUGAAAAUAACUCAGUUACUGCCCACAAGAUAACGUGUUUCUUUUACAUGGUGCAAGAUACAUAUACUCACUGCCAAAAGAAACGCGAACCAUCGAAACUUAUAGAGAAGUAUGUACGUUAAGAGGAGAUGUUUCCUAUGUGUACCAAAUAAUGACAAAACUAACAAUCAGUCAAGUGUAACCACAGUGUCUUAUUCUUAUCACGUUAUGCUUCACGUGAUUGCCAAACUGUACACGCUAAUCCUGCACGAGACAAAUGGUGCACCUCGAGACAUGGAUCUAUGACGUCACGUUAUGCUUCACGUGAUUGCCAAACUGUGCACGCUAAUCCUGCACGAGACAAAUGGUGCACCUCGAGACAUGGAUCUAUGACGUCACGUUAUGCUACACGUGAUUGCCAAACUGUACACGCUAAUCCUGCACGAGACAAAUGGUGCACCUCGAGACAUGGAUCUAUGACGUCACGUUAUGAGUCCAUGAGUGUCGCUUCACCCAACAUAUGUUUGUUUAUGGAUCUAACCAAUCUAUUAUCUCUUGAAUACGAGUAAGUAUUCAUAUAUUAACCAACAUAUUUAGUAUUCGCGUUUCUUUUGUCGGUGAGUAAUAUCCUGGUGUCAUCAAAAAGAUUGGGCGUAUAUAUAACACAGUGACGGAAUGGCAGAUGUAGUUAUACUGAAGAGAGGCACAGCGGUUGAAGGUUCGAUUUACAAAAAAUGUACGUUGUUUGCCAACCUUAUUUCAUAAUUGUUUUUUUUGUCAGCUUCGUCAUGUCAACUAGCAAGAUGCCCAGACAGAAUACGUUGGUUAUUUAUGACAUUUUGGGUGGUUAUUUUAGGAAGUGUCAUCAGCAGUUUUUAAAGUAAUAAUAGCACAUAAAUAGUUUAUAUGUAAAGGCUUAAUUUUUCUGUUUUUUUGUCAUAAUCUGUUUUGACAUUUCAUGUUCACUAAAACAAGGUAUCAUCUUCCAGCGUACGCGGUUAAAACUGAACAGGAAGUUCAUUGACGUUACGUCUCUUCAUAAAAUUUGUUACAGCGGUUUAAGUAAUUUAGCAAUUUAUCAAAACUUUAAUAUUAUAAAACCCAAGUGUUGACGUAAAUGUCAAUGCCUCAGGUACGACGACCACAAGUCAAGAACAUACAACAGUAUUAAGUUAAAGGCAGCAACCAACGCCCACCUGGGUAUAUUCCACUUCUGUUUACCUUCAUGGGAAAAGGCGGUAUUUCAUUUUUUACCAUAUUAUGAUUUCAUUCUUAAUACAUUUCAACAUUUAACAUUCAUUUAAUUGCUUCAUGAGAAACAAAAAAACAUGACAGUUUGUUGUUCAGGACUGUAGUAAUCAAUCCGAUUCAGGCUUACUUUUUUAAGCUAUUCUUAAGCAAAACGUUUUGGGUUUUUUCAUAUAAGGUGGCACGGGUGAGCUUGGCGCCCAAGGCAACUCAAUUCGCUAAGCAGAGUUGCGUCCCUUGGACACGCCAGAAACAUAUGAUAAUCUUGGUUCGCCCCGAUUAUGUUUCUAGGUUUGUCAGCACCAUACCCGUGUGGGACCUGCAUCACUUCGGGCUUUCUUCCCACGCCAAGCUGACACACCGUAAACAACUGGAAUACUGUUCAAAGCGGCGUAAAACCCAACUCACUCACUUUUAUAUAUGGGUUAUCAAUGAUGUAUAAACUCAACGACAACUUGUGGCAAUUAGCCCUCGGUACAAAUCUCUGUUUGCAAUACUAAACACAUCAAGAUAACAGAAUAUUAUCAAUAUUAAUAAGUAUGAUUAUUUCUACGUCAAUAAUAUAUUUGUGUGUUUACUUGUAUUGUUUUACUGCAUUAUUCAUGAAUAAUAUCUAUUCGUAUGUGAAUCAAUUCAAUUUUAAUUUGUCAUCGUAUUCAUUGUACACUGGGUUAUUGAUUGAUUAAAAUGUAUGUCAUAUGCUCGCGUACUGUGUUUUCGAGCCCCUAAAAAGUAUUUCUCAUAACGUGUCUAAUAACAAUCGCAAUACACUAAAAUAAAGUCUUACCUUUGAAAACAUUAAUUUCUGUUUACAAUUGGAUAGUCAAAUGACCACCUCUUGU